Aspergillus ochraceoroseus IBT 24754 is the source of this 1138-nucleotide messenger RNA. RefSeq lists its product as uncharacterized. The transcript has 3 exons. The record is from RefSeq and is a predicted model, not a curated record. The coding region runs from base 201 to 821 and encodes 206 amino acids. NCBI's taxonomy places the organism in Eukaryota, Fungi, Ascomycota, Eurotiomycetes, Eurotiales, Aspergillaceae.
UCUCCUUGGCACGCUUACCUAGCCCCAAUGGCCACAAGUAAUGAUCCAAAUUCUUUUUCUUCCCGGCUUGCGCUCCUCCGGUAGCCUUUGCAUUCAACCACUUUCAAGAUCGCUCUCCAUUUGUGAUUGCUUUUUCCCUCCAGAAAACCAACCACUCCCUCUCAUACUACCCCAUUUAGCUACCGUCUACUAGAACAACCAUGACUUCUGAAUCGCUAAGCGCUCCUGUCGUCCCUGGAAUUCUCAGCAAACCUGACAUUGGGAUCACUCAGCCACCCUCUCAGCCGGUCUCUCAGCAGGAAAAUAGCGACAUUCAGAUACCCGUGCCUACUAAAAAGAUCGAGUCUACUUCUGGGGAACCAACGGUCGAUGAACCAAACUCUUCUCAGGAUGUAAACCCUACGGAGGAGGCAAAACUAACGGAAGACUCCAAGCAUCCCGAUUCAGCCUCUGCUCCAGCAACCAUUAUUUCUGGAGCACCCAUGUCAAAUGGAAAUACAAGCCAGCCAGCGGUAGGUGACAAGCGAGAGCGUGAAGCAGCUGCACCUAGCACUGCUCCAGACAAGCCUAGCACCGAUGAUCCACUAGAGCCAAGCCCCAAAAAGCAGAGAACGGGUGAAGACAACUCAGAAAUUGCCCAUGGCUCCUCCUCAUCUCCUGUCCCUACCGCGACUGAGAAACCAAGCGAAGUUUCCAACGGAGAGAAGAAGAAGAAGAAGAAAGGGGGACGACCUAAGAAGACGAACGACGCUAUCAACCGAAAUAUCCCCGCCGAUGGCAUCGGUAGUCGCACUCGUAGCCGGACCAAGGUUGUGUCUUAAUAAUAAAAUGGUUGCCUCCGACUCAUAAAACAAGGACUAGAGUGCGCAGGGCACUUUCUCGAUUGUAGGGAUUUAUCCCAAUUUGGGAUUGAAGUGCGAACUGUGUAUGUAACUACUUAUUUUUUCGUGGACGAUAGGUGAAGCCUACUGAGUAACCCAGUGAAACAACCCAAAAAUGUCAGAUCAUCUAGGUAUUUUUCUUGAAAACAGUAGAACUGUAGCACCCAAAACCCUUUUCUAAUUUCAUUGUCCUCGUCAUUGUCCCGGUGGUUGCCAGCAACAUGGGGAGACUGACUCACACCCCGGAACGGAACAAC